Messenger RNA from Bufo gargarizans (Asiatic toad), 2370 nucleotides. It is a transcript of the gene FBXO43, whose product is annotated as F-box protein 43. Lineage: Eukaryota; Metazoa; Chordata; Amphibia; Anura; Bufonidae. Gene Ontology annotation, biological process: negative regulation of meiotic nuclear division; regulation of mitotic nuclear division. Gene Ontology annotation, molecular function: zinc ion binding. Gene Ontology annotation, cellular component: nucleus. The record is from RefSeq and is a predicted model, not a curated record.
UGAGGGAAAAGCCGGCUUGGGGCACGCGGAGAGCAGUUCCCAUAGCGAGCAGGACUGGCGUUGCCAUAGGAAAACUGUCACGUCCUUGUACUGUAGUAAUAAAGCAGUGAGGAGGGGGCUGUCAGUGUGAGCCGAGCUGUCAGUGACGGCUUCUGGCAGUCUGUCUGGUUGGUUUCAUGUACUUUCUUCUUAUGGAGGAGAGCUAUGAGCAUGGCUGCUGGAGCUUCCUGCACGGACUGAAGGCUUGCAGACGAAAGAAAUUGGAAAUGGCAUACAAAAGAUCGGUUUUAGACAGUCCCGCUGUAAAUCAAAGCAGUUUUAUAGCGGGUGCAAAGAAGCAUGUUGGCUACAGAAACAUGUAUUUAUCUCAAGACAGUGGCUACAAUGACUCUCUAAAGGCAUUUAGUCCAGACUCUGGUGACAGUAGCAGUGAUUCUUUAGACAGUGGAACUCCAUCUCAAGACUUUGAGAAUUCGGAAAAUAUAGAUCCUACCACUUUGGAAUGCUCCCCUAUCCGCAAAGCCGUCUUGGACCCUGGAGUUCACUCAAAGAGUGGUAGUUACACUACAGAUAUGUGUGAAACUCCACGAGUUGCUAAAAAAGACUUCUCAUUGCGACGUCGACUCCUUCUUUCUAAGGCUACCUCUGGCGGGAAUUUGGAUUUUGAUGCUUUAGAUGGUUCAGAGGAAAUAUCGGGAUGGAAGGCAACUGUCCAGAAAUAUCCUAGUUUCGAGGCAGACCUUUCCAAAAAUUUUGACUCUCCAAAAGAUGCCUACAAACCAAUCGCAACAAGCACUUUAAAAAUUGAGAGCGAUUCUAGCAUGUCGUGCAAAAAGUAUAGGGUUUCUUUUGCUCAGCAGAGGAGUUCCACCAUAGAUGAAACUAUAGGUGACGGUGUUCCUUUUCCAGAGGUAGAAAACCUGUCGCCGGUUCAGCACUCAACAGAAUCAACUGAUGACAGAAUUUUGAGUGUUAAUGAAGCAAACCUCACAGAAUUACACGCCACACCCACACACAUCUCCAAUACUAACGAGGCAUUUCAGACCCCCAUUAGUAACCUUGCUGCAAGUUUUCGAUUUGAUUUAUGCACCCCAACCUGCACACCAGUAACAGACAUUGAAGAUUCCAUAACUGAGGACAGUGCUUUUCAUUCACUCAGCCUGGAUAAGUCACAAGACUCUAUAACCGAUCACGAUGGCUCCUUUCAGGAACUUAUCCAGAAGCAAAAAGAAACCCCCAAGUCCUCUCAUAGUAAAAAUCGUCUGCGAAAACUGGAUCGUUGCAGGAGAUUAUCAACAUUGCGUGAAAGAGGCUCCCAGUCAGAAGUUGAGGAGGAAUCUAAGGAAACUCCUUUCUUGAGUUCAUCCUACAAAUCAAAAAUGUCAAGGAACUCUGUAACGGAAGAAAGCGAGUUCAGUUUUGAUGACAGCGCAAACAAUUCUCUCUUAAUGGUUGCGGAUUUAACGGGCACACCUGCCCUGCGGGUAGUUCGUGCAAUGGUAGAAAGGAGCACCCAGAAAAGGUUACAACGGCCCACCAUGCAGGAACUUGUGAGCAGUCUGGAUUGUUCAGAUGUGUCUGAGGAUGAACUGACAAGACUCAUUGGCAGAAAAAUGGGCCUAGAACAACUAGAUAUUUUAGCUGAAUUAAAAUACAGAAAUUUGAAGCAUAUCAUCACAUUUAUAUUUAAAGUCUUGAAUGUUGAAAGUCUUUGCAGCAUUUGGAAAGUCAGUAAGGAAUGGCGUGACAUGGUGGUUCAAGAUAAAGAUGCUAAUCAAAGAAGAAAAUUGUUCCUGAAAAAGUUAAGAGUUGAAACAGAGCAUGGAUGGAUAUUCUCCUCUGAAGAUGCUGCAACCAGAUUAAAUCUCCUUAACAGAUCUGCGCUGAAAUCUGUUCAGGCACAAGCCAAAUCUGUAUUUCACACCCCCACUUCGUGUGGGUUUUUGACACCAAAAAGCACUGCACCCAUUCCUCAGUCUGCAAGCAAACAACAAGAAUAUGUUAAGAUUGCCAAAACUUUAUUCACAGAUGAAGCUUUAAAACCGUGCCCACAGUGCCAGUAUCCUGCAAAGUACCAGCCACUGAAGAAGCGAGGCAAGUGCACUAAAAAAGACUGUGGCUUUGACUUCUGCACCCUUUGCUUGUGUGCUUUUCAUGGCUCUAAGGAAUGUAACGGUGGUUCAGGAAAGCGUGUGCGCAAAAAAGAUGUAGUCCCUGGAAGUGCCCAGAGCAAGCACAACUUGAAAAGGCUGUGACAUAUUGAUAUUUUUUUUCUUUAUACACUCGUAUUAGUUUCUUGUCUGGGCAGUUUUAAGCUUUUUUUUUUUUUUUUUUUUUAUAUUUUGUCUAACAACAUUUACUUAUUUUGCA